This is a messenger RNA of Lacerta agilis (Sand lizard), 1184 nucleotides long. RefSeq lists its product as uncharacterized. Bases 29 to 1162 code for a protein of 377 amino acids. Lineage: Eukaryota; Metazoa; Chordata; Lepidosauria; Squamata; Lacertidae. The record is from RefSeq and is a predicted model, not a curated record. The transcript is spliced from 2 exons.
UCCAGCAUCAGCCACAAACAUACCAAACAUGGCUCUCCUGGACCCCUCCUGGGACUUGGUUGUAGCAGCUGCCACUGGCCUUUUGACUAACCAUUCACAUGUGGAGCUGAAAGCCCCAGGCUGUGAUGCAGCCCCCUGGGAUGAAGUGAGUGGGUGCCAUACUCCAGAGCUGUGUGAGGGAGGGGCUGCUGCAGGCUCUGUCUGCAUCUCUGUGUGUGGGCAUUGUGACAUCGGCAGGCCGUGUGGCCUGGAAGCCCUUCAAGGUUUAGCUAAAGGCAGAAGGCCAAGGACUCCAUGCUGGCAGGACAUGACCAAGGAGGGGAAGGGCUGCGAGCAGCUUCCCGAAGCAAUAUGCAUCGCAGGGCCAGGGAGCAAGAUCGCCAAAGACUUCCAGGUCAUGGUGAAGAAGGUGGCGGGCCAACCUGAGGUCAUGCUCAUAGGGGAGACGCUGGAAGGCAAGGACAUGCAUGGGAUGAUGGACACCUUCGUCAAGGACCUCUUUACCACCAACUGCUACCCCAUCCACCCCGGAGAUUCCCUGAAGGAGCCCCUGGCUGCCACCACCUGCAACAUCGGGGGCACGCCAUGCCAGCUGAUCUUCUUCCUCUGCCGGGCUUCCUGCCUCCAGGGGAAGCAGAAGGAGCUCCGCAGGGUCAUCAAGGAGGUGAAAAAGUUUAUCGAGAAGUCCCCCUGUGCCCUGGUGGGCGUCGUCAUGGACCCCAAGACUUCGGAGGCAGAGGCCGCCCGCGACCAGUUGCUGCGCAUGCUCCGGGGCGCCUUCCCCAAGGGGUCUGCGCAGAAGCAGAGCAAGGCUGGAAAGGCUACGGAGGAGGUCAAGAACGGCCCGAUGGAGCUGGAGGACGUGGAAGUGGAAGCGGAGAUCUACACCCCAGGCCACCCGCGAGGGAACCUGGCCAUCGUGAAGGCAGCUUGCAGGGCUUCUGAAGCCCUGAUCAAAUCCAAAGGUAUGCCGGAGGAGAACCCUAACGCCGAGGUCACUAAGGAUUCGCUAACCAUUACAGGUUCGUGGACUUCGUUUGCCGUCAAAAGUGCCGUGGGGAUGACAUGCAUUGCCUUGGCUUCCGGAGCAGGGUGGUACGCCUACAACCAAGGGAUGAUCCCGCCAGAGGUGUUGCAACUCCUGCACUUGCCAUCUGUCUGAGGUGUGUGUUUCCUUCAGCUUU